This is a messenger RNA of Blepharisma stoltei, 987 nucleotides long. Lineage: Eukaryota; Ciliophora; Heterotrichea; Heterotrichida; Blepharismidae. The record is from the annotation of a GenBank genome assembly.
AUGAAUUUAAAUAAAAUGAGGGCAAAUAGGGCAAGAUUCUCGCUUAAUGAUUUUGAAAUUCAGUCUACCUUAGGAACUGGUACAUUUGGAAGAGUUAGGCUGGUCAAACUUAAAGGCAACAAUAACCUGCCUCCGUUCGCUUUAAAAAUAUUGAAGAAAACUGUUGUCAUAAAACUUAAACAAUUAGAGCACAUAAAAUCUGAAAAAGCCAUCCUUGAGCAAAUCAAGCACCCAUUUAUUAUCACUCUACUAGCAACCUUUCAGGAUACUGCUUUUAUUUAUAUGCUUUUAGAGUACAUAUGUGGAGGCGAACUCUUUUCAAGACUCCGACGAGAAGGAAGAUUCGCCAAUGAUGUCGCAUUAUUCUAUACAUCUGAAAUUGUUUUAGCAUUCGAAUAUCUUCAUAAAUUAAACAUCGCCUAUCGUGACUUGAAGCCAGAGAACAUUUUAAUAGACAGACAAGGACAUGUAAAAAUUACAGACUUUGGCUUCGCCAAAGUGAUGACUGAAAAAACCUACACUCUAUGUGGAACCCCUGAAUAUCUCGCCCCAGAGAUUAUCCAGAGCAUUGGCCAUGAUAAAGCUGUCGACUGAUGGGCUCUAGGAAUUUUAAUAUAUGAAAUGAUAGCAGGCUUUCCUCCAUUUUACGAUGAAAAUCCUAUAGGAAUCUACCAAAAAAUCCUAUCAGGAAGAAUUGAAUUUUCCAAGGUUUUUGGAAGAAGAGUAAAAGAUUUGAUUAAAAAAUUGCUCCAGGCAAAUCCAACGAAAAGAUAUGGAUGUGGAGAAAAAGGGAUUGACGCAGUAAAAAGGCAUAAGUGGUUUAGAGGGGUUGACUGGGGAAUGAUUUUAAGAAAAGAAAUUCCGCCUCCAUGAACCCCAGAAAUUAGCGCUCAAGAUGAUACCCAUUUCUUUGACAGCUAUCCUGAUUCGACUGCGAUGACUCAGCCACCUCCGCCAGAUUUAAAUGCAUUGUUUAGGGAUUUUUAA